AUGGAGGACAUCCUAGUAGCUGCUGCGCCCAACACCUCGUACUUCACGCCUGCUCAGGAUCCUCCUGCGGGGACGGCGUUCGACCCUCAGCCCGAUGGGAGGUCUAUCCCGAAGCUGUUCCAGCCCUUGCAAAUUCGCGGUCUACGAAUGCAGAACCGCAUCUUGCUCUCGCCCAUGGUCACGCAGUCUGCCGAAGACGGAAAGAUCACGCCGUACCACAAGACGCAUAUCGGCGGUAUUUUGACCUUCGGGCCUGGCCUCAGUUUCAUGGAGGGCGCGAGCAUUACACCUGAGGGGCGGGGGACGCCGCAAGACGUCGGCCUCUGGGACGACUCCCAGAUAGAACCGCUGCGCGAGCUCGUCGAGUACGCUCACUCGCAGAACCAGAAGAUUGGCAUCCAGAUCAACCACGCCGGUCGCAAGGGUUCUACGGUGGCACUCUGGCUCGCGCGGCAUGCGAUCUCAACCGAGGCUGUCGGUGGCUGGCCCGACAAGCUACUCGCGCCGUCUGCCAUCGCGUACAGUCCGGGUGACCCUGUACCCACGGAGCUCGACAAAGAGGGGAUUCAACGGAUCAAGAAGGCGUGGACUGAGGCAGCGGUGCGCGCUGUCAAAGCCGGGUUCGACGCCAUUGACAUCCAUGGCGCGCACGGAUACCUGCUGCAUCAGUUCAUGAGUCCAGUGACGAACAAGCGGACUGACAAGUACGGUGGUUCGUUCGAGAACCGCAUACGUCUCGCGGUCGAGAUUGUGGACGCCGUACGGGAGCUCAUGCCAGAGGACAUGCCUCUGUUCUUCCGUGUUUCUGCUACGGACUGGCUAGAGGAGGUCGCACCAAACGAGCCCUCGUGGUGUUGUGAGGAUACAGUCAGGCUCGCUGAGAUCCUUGCCGACCAUGGGGUGGAUGUCUGUGACGUCUCCAGUGGAGGUCUUGACCCGCGACAGAAGAUUGUGGUGCAGGAGUCCGCGUACCAGGCGCGCUUUGCGGUUGCCGUCAAGAAGAGGGUUGGUGGCAGGAUGCUCGUGUCCAGCGUCGGCGGGAUUAAGCACGCAACUAUUGCUCAGGAAGUUUUGAAUAGGGACAUUGACAUGGUGCUCGUCGGUCGGCAAUUCCUGCGGGAUCAUCAGACCGUCUGGACGUUCGCAGAGCAGCUGGGGGUGGAUGUCAAACUGCCUAACCAGGUCGCUUGGGUAUUCGCGGGCAGAGGCAAUCAGCAGUCAAAGGUCACAAAGGAGAAGGAGAGCAAGGACAGGGCGUAG
Molecule: messenger RNA, 1260 nt
Organism: Rhodofomes roseus
Lineage: Eukaryota; Fungi; Basidiomycota; Agaricomycetes; Polyporales; Fomitopsidaceae
Exons: 4
Coding region: 1-1260 (419 amino acids)
Cellular component (GO): intracellular anatomical structure
Molecular function (GO): NADPH dehydrogenase activity; FMN binding; NADP binding
Source: RefSeq, a predicted model, not a curated record